Messenger RNA from Lates calcarifer (barramundi perch), 1066 nucleotides. It is a transcript of the gene mrpl46, whose product is annotated as mitochondrial ribosomal protein L46. Gene Ontology annotation, cellular component: mitochondrial large ribosomal subunit. Gene Ontology annotation, molecular function: structural constituent of ribosome. The transcript is spliced from 4 exons. Bases 26 to 907 code for a protein of 293 amino acids. The record is from RefSeq and is a predicted model, not a curated record. Lineage: Eukaryota; Metazoa; Chordata; Actinopteri; Centropomidae.
UUUACAUUGAACGUAGCAAAAGAAGAUGGCUGCGCCGUUUAGAAGGAUGGCGAGUCGGCCGCUGUUACAGUUUCUGUCUUGUUUUAGCAGGACAGCGACUGGGAACACGGGGUUUCGCCAGUUUUCCAGUACUUCUCUUUGUCGGGCGACUUUGCCGACCGACCGUGUGACAGAAAGAGCGAGUUCUCCGUGGACUUUGAUGGCGGCGGUCUGUCUGCAGAGGUUGCCGGUCAUUUCAGCGGACGACAGCCCCAUAGAGCAGCAGUUCAGACAGUUGAUGCAGCAGAUGGAGCUGGAGAAAAGCCUGCUGUCGGACCACGAGAUCAGACUGCUUGAAGAUGCUGAGAGGUUGAGUCGUAAGCAGUCAAACAGCUAUGACUCCGAUGAAGAGGAAGACAGCAGGAACCAGGAUAUCGUGUUGACACAGGACCUGGAAGACUCAUGGGAGCAGAAGCUGAAGAGCUUCGAGCCAGCACAGCGGGUCAGAGCUGAUGUAGAUAAGGACUUGACUUCAGUGGAGCGUUGCCUGGCCGACUCGCUGGUUCUUCUGGCCGAGCAGCAGGUCGGCAGCGAGAAGCUGUGGCUGCUGCCUCAUAUUCAGUGGCAAGAGGGAGAGACCCUGCGACAGACGGCUGAGAGAGCCCUCGCCUCCCUGCCAGCAGCUGGUUUCAAGGCGACUUUCCUUAGCAACGCCCCCUGCGGAGUGUACAAGUACAAAUUGCCCAAAGCUGCUCGGACAGAGAGCUCUGUGGGAACAAAGGUGUUCUUCUUCAAAGCCAUUCUGUCAGACAGCGGUCCCCCUGCAGCCCCAGACUCUUCUUUUGUGUGGCUGAAGAAAAGUGAACUGCAGCAAUACCUGAAACCAGCGUACAUGACCAAGGUGGGCCGCUUCAUUCUCGACCUGUGAAGCCUAAACUUACACCAGGGACGCUGACGUACAGAACCAUAUUUAUGAGGCUCAGAAAGUUAUCUUCAUCACUUAUCUGUUGUCUUGUAUCAUAGAACGUUCUUCCAGUUAAUAUGACUAUGUGUGUUUCAUUGUAUAAAUAAACUGUUUUUCCACACA